This is a messenger RNA of Papaver somniferum (opium poppy), 441 nucleotides long. Its product is annotated as proline-rich protein 2-like. The record is from RefSeq and is a predicted model, not a curated record. Lineage: Eukaryota; Viridiplantae; Streptophyta; Magnoliopsida; Ranunculales; Papaveraceae. Bases 1 to 441 code for a protein of 146 amino acids. The transcript has a single exon.
AUGGCUGAUCGUCAGCGGGUUCCUUACCAAACUCCGUCGCCGAGCCCUCAUAGGUCUCCUUCACAUAGAAGCCCUGACAUAUCUCCGCCAGGGGGUGGUUUGUCUAGAUCUUUACAAUUAGAUCCUCGUGUUCAGAAGACUUCAUCCUCUUCGGAUCUGAGAGCUUCGUCUAUCAAGAUAGGAGAUCAACCGAAGGGUCCUCCUGGCUCUAGGUAUGCCGUUACUCUUCCCUCUGCUCAUCCGCGUGUCGGGCCAACAAAUACACCGACUCCUUCUCCUCAUCGUGCUGAACCGCUGGAUGUUCCACCUCUUCGUUCCGUUGCCCCACCUUCGAUGCCCCACCAGAGGCCUUCAGCUCCACCUCCAGUAGUCCCUACUAAAGGAAAAUCUACUAAGGGUACUGCUUCGAAGACUGAUUUAUCAAAGAAUCCCCCCUACUAA